UCCUCCAUCUGAGCAGCACAGAGAGCCUCUCCCACAGGGAGACAUCACCAAAAAACGCCCGAGUCUGGCCAACACCAUCGGCGGCCUGCCGGAAGAGGAAAAGAUAUGGAUAAAACGAGACUAUAGUGGGGGAUCGGCCAUCGGCGGUGAUCGGGAAGACUAACUAGAAUAUUUAUUUACCUAUUUAUUAAUUAUUUAUUUUCCCUGCCAGCAAUGGCUGGGGUCCAUGGCUGAGGCUGCUGAGAGGCAGGUGCAAUACCAUCGACGAAGUCGUUUCGCUCCUCGGCAUGGACGAUCUACAGGCUGGCCCAGUGCCAAUCCACAGCGCCCAGGAUCUGAUGCUUGCUGCCGGAGGACAGUGAUAACAGGGCCGCGACUGGAGGCGAUAGCCCGUAACUGGCUGGAGGAGCGGGAGGAGGUGGAGGAGGGGGCCUAUUCAUAUCAGUUUAUUAGAACCGAUAUUUUCAGCAGGGGACUCAAGGUUAUGCGCACACAACAGUCUGCCGCCGUUCAGUAAACCUGCUGCAAAAUGGCAUGACUGUUCUCCUUUUUGAAGGCAGACUGUGAUUGAAUGUGCCCCUUCCCCCGUGCUGAGCGGAUUCAAAAGCGGUGACACCCUCGCCUUUUAGGAGGGCCUGAAAAACUGUUGAGAGGAGGCGCAGCUUCAUCUGGACCACAGCUGCCAAGAUGAUGGAGCUGCAGUUAGACGAGGUGGUCUACCAGGACGACUACGGCUCCGGCUCCGUGAUGUCGGAGCGGGUGUCGGGCCUGGCAAACAGCAUCUACCGGGAGUUCGAGCGGCUGAUACACAGCUACGACGAGGAGGUGGUGAAGGAGCUGAUGCCGCUUGUGGUGAACGUCCUGGAAAACCUCGACGCGGUGCUGACGGAGAACCAGGAGCACGAGGUGGAGCUGGAGCUGCUGAAGGAGGACAACGAGCAGCUCAUCACCCAGUAUGAGAGGGAGAAAGCGCUGCGCAAGCAGGCGGAGGAGAAAUUUAUUGAAUUUGAGGAUUCACUGGAGGCCGAGAAGAAGGACCUGCAGAUACAGGUGGAGUUUUUGGAGCUACAGGGGAAACAGCUGGAGCUGAAGGCAAAGAACUAUUCUGACCAGAUCACUCGGCUGGAAGAGCGAGAGUCAGACAUGAAGAAAGAGUACAACGCUCUGCAUCAGCGCCACACUGAGAUGAUUCAGACGUACGUCGAGCACAUAGAGCGGUCCAAAAUGCAGCAGGCGGGGAGUAACAGCCAAUCAGAAGGCACCGGCUGUGGACGAUCCAGCAAAGCGGAGCGCCCACCAUCGUUGAGCCUGUACCCUGAUGGCAUGGUACGUGGGGGACUCGGGGGGGCUAGGAUGAUUCCCGGGAAAGACAUCUGGCAGGUCAGCGAGCUCGGCCACUCUACCUUCAGCUCCGCCUACCAGGAGGACGGAUCAGAGUCGGACUCGGUGGCAGCCACACCCAGCAGCACGGGAAGUAAGUCCAACACACCCACCUCCUCUGUCCCGUCCGCCACAGUCACCCCCAUCAACGAGAGCUUCCACGGGCACGACUUUGACGUCACGCGGCCUGGAAACCGCAGGAAAAGCGCUAAACGCCUCAGCCGGAAUAUGGAGGUGCAGGUUUCCCAGGAAACCAGGAAUGUCAGCAUCGGUAUGGGAAGCAGCGACGAGUGGUCCGAGUUUCAGGAGCUCAUCGAUUCUACGCCGGAGCUGGAUAUGUGUCUGGACCCCCGUAUUUAUAGAGGAGGAAACAGCCCCUCCCAGGGCAUAGUUAACGAGGCCUUUGGCAUCAACACAGACUCUCUCUAUCACGAGAUCAAAGACGCCAAGUCGGACAUCAUUGGGGAUGUGGAUGCAGGUGCUGAGCUGCUAGGCGAGUUCUCAGUCCCUGAUGAUUUCUUAGGGAUGAGCAAGGAGUGGGAGAACAUGCUGGCAGAGAACAAACAGCUCUUACAGACCAAAAAUGCUCUAAAUAUUGUCAAAAAUGACCUUAUUGCCAAAGUGGACGAGCUGUCGGGGGAGAGGGAGGUACUGAGGGAGGAGCUGGAGGCGGUGAGACAGUCAAAGAACAAGGUGGAUGCCAGAAUCAAGGAACUCGAAGAAGAACUCAAGAGGUUACGAGCAGAGGCUCUGGGGGCUUCUCGGGACUCCAAGGAUGAAGUUGGUGAUGAUUUUUCAUCGCCGAUGCAAGACGGCGACAUGACAAUGACCCAGCGGCGGCGAUUUACCCGGAUGGAGAUGGCCCGGGUGCUGAUGGAGAGAAACCAGUACAAAGAGAGACUGAUGGAGCUGCAGGAGGCCGUACGGUGGACAGAGAUGAUCAGAGCAUCCCGUGAGAAUCCUCCCAUCCAAGAGAAGAAGAAGUCUACCAUCUGGCAAUUCUUCGCACGUCUCUUCAGCUCAUCAUCCAGCCCGCCGCCCGUCAAGCGGCCGUUCUACAACGUCAACAUCCAUUACAAAUCUCCCUCACCGGCCGGUUUCCCUCAGAGACGCAGCCACACCAUGUGUCAGAUCUCCACCUCCAACCGUACCCUGGAGUUCUUCCCUGAAGAACUGGCCAGUAACGGUGUUGCGUCUCUCCUCAGUGACUCGGCGAUGUUGGCCCGCCGAGAGCAACGCCGUGAACAGUACCGGCAGGUUCGUGAGCACGUUCGCCGUGAUGACGGCAUCAUGCAGACCUGCGGCUGGAGCGUGCCAUCUCGAUUCAAACAGACUGGUGGUCAGACGGACAGCGCUCAGGACAGCCCGCUGAAGAGGCAGCAGACAACCAACGAGAAAGAGGAUAACCGCAUGAAGAAUGUCCCUGUCCCAGUUUACUGUCGCCCUCUGGUGGAGAAGGAUCCUAACAGGAAGCUAUGGUGUGCAGCAGGAGUGGACUUGACAGGAUGGAGAGUCAGCAGCCAGGAGACUUUGGAGAAAGCACCAGUAUGCAGCACCGACCCUCUGCACGCUGAGGAGGACGGAGCUGAUAAGAAGAAGAACCACACAUCUCCCGAGAAGAGGAAGGUAUUGAGACGUAGUUUAACAACAGCAGAUCCGCAUUAUCCACAUCACAUUAAGCAUCCCAGUUCAAAGGAGCUCCAGGAAACAGACACAAUGAGCAGUCGAGUGUGGAUCCUCACCAGCACCCACUCUGCCAGCAAGGUGGUCAUCAUCGAUGCCAACCAGCCCGGCUCACUGGUUGACCAGUUCAAUGUCUGCAAUGCCCAUGUUCUCUGCAUCUCCAGCGUGCCAGCUGCCAGCGAGAACGACUAUCCAGCCGGAGAGAUCGUGUUGGAUCCAGGUGAAGGUGGAGCAGGGGGAGGAGAGGACACCGGCAGCGUGGAGGGCAUGUUGGCCGGCAUCACUCUAGUCGGCUGCGCCACCAACUGCAGCGUUGCACGCAGCAACUGUUCCUCUCGCACAGAUACGCCAAUCAUGGACAAAGGACAAGCUCCCACUGCUCCACCGAUGAAUGGUGGAUACCCGAUGAAUGGGAAGAUUCACCCAGCCCAAUCAGCCGAGGAAGCCACGGAGGCCACAGAAGUUCCCGAGUCAACGGCCAGCAACACAGAAAUGAGAUCUGGACCUCCGGGACCGUUUACUGAGCACGUCUUCACUGAUCCUCAGCCUCGCCCAGCAGAUGCCUCUGAUAGGAGCUCAGGCCAGUCCAAGGAGGAAACAUCACACCCUCCAGAGUCAGAGGAUGGAGGUGAUGAGACCAAAAACUACACCAGCGUGGCCCCCACCAUGUGGCUCGGGGCCCAGAAUGGCUGGCUUUACGUCCACUCAGCUGUGGGAAACUGGAAGAAGUGUCUCCACUCCAUCAAACUUAAAGACUCAGUGCUCAGUCUGGUGCAUGUGAAAGGCCGCGUGCUGGUUGCCCUUGCCGAUGGGACACUCGCCAUAUUCCACAGAUCGGAGGAUGGCCAGUGGGAUUUGUCCAACUACCACCUCAUGGACCUCGGCCGACCUCAUCACUCCAUCCGCUGCAUGGCCGUCGUCCACGAUAAAGUGUGGUGCGGCUACAAGAACAAGAUCCACGUCAUUCAGCCAAAGAGCAUGCAGAUAGAGAAGUCCUUCGAUGCCCACCCUCGGAGGGAGAGUCAGGUACGGCAGCUAGCCUGGAUUGGUGAUGGAGUCUGGGUGUCGAUCCGACUGGAUUCAACCUUGCGUCUCUACCAUGCGCACACGCACCAGCACCUCCAGGAUGUAGACAUAGAGCCAUACGUCAGCAAGAUGCUGGGUACCGGCAAGCUGGGAUUCUCUUUUGUGCGAAUCACAGCGCUUCUGAUUGGUGGAAAUCGUCUUUGGGUCGGGACUGGAAACGGUGUCAUCAUCUCCAUCCCACUGACAGAGACGGUGGUCCUUCACCGGGGACAGCUCCUGGGUUUGAGGGCCAAUAAGGUGUCACCUACAUCUUCUGGCGGGGUGAUCCAUGUGUACGGCGACGAUGGCUCUGAGAAGAGCAGCGGCAGCUUCAUCCCCUACUGCUCAAUGGCACAGGCCCAACUCUGUUUCCAUGGACACCGUGAUGCUGUCAAGUUCUUCGUCUCUGUGCCGGGCAAUGUCCUGGCUACCCUAAAUGGCAGUGUGCUGGACAGUCCAUCAGAAGGACAGGGCUCCACAGCUCCCACAGAGACGGAGGCGCAGAGUGUUCAGAACGUGUUGGUGCUGAGUGGAGGCGAGGGUUACAUCGACUUCCGCAUAGGCGAUGGAGAGGAUGAUGAGACGGAGGAAGGAGAAAAUGGCGGUGGUGGGGCUUCACAGAACAAACCUACUUUGUGCAAAGCUGAGCGGAGCCACAUCAUCGUCUGGCAGGUGUCUUAUGUACCCGAGUGACACCUGACAUCUGCUUUAACACCUCACGCAUCCACCCAUCUCCUUAAAGAGAUCUCUUCUCCCGCCCAGAAGCUUUCAGCCACCCAAACCUUGUAAUUUUCCCCCGGUCAUGUAAAAGUCCCCCCUUUGGCUCUAAAACGACCAUUAAAGCCGUGUAUCGUCCCUUGUAACUAUUAUACCCCCUCCUGUCCCAGACCUUAAAACCUAGAAACCUGCCUGCCAUCCUGUCUCUGUCCCACCCAGGGCAUUGUAAUGAUUCAUGAGCUUUGUAACCCAGCCUCAUAACUACCUCCCUUCUCUGUAUCAACCUUAUAUUCACCCCGUAAGCACACUGUAUCUCUUCCUAUAUUUACCUCAAUCUUCCUGCAUCUGCCCCAGUUAUUCCUCAUCUUCCUCCAUUUAGUUCAUCAUCAGUGAAAGCUCCACCUCAUUUUAAAGCAAAGCCCCAAAAUGCACAAAAAUAAGGAAAAAGAACAGCAGCAGCAGGAGAGGCAACACUGGCAUGUAGACAUCAGUCUUACCAACAGCCAUCUGGCAGUCCAUUAACAAUCAGGGACUCUGUUUUAUGCAUCUACAUAUUGAUAGACGGUUUGCGAGGAAGCAGAAAGCUGAGGCCUCGGUUUAAGGUCAAAGUUCACACAAAAGUGUGGCGUUCAAGUCAGGAUGAGCAUACACGGAAGAAAUAGUCAAAUUAUUUCCAACCCCCUGCAGAAGCCGGGAUUCUCCCGGCUGCUGCUUAAAACAUGUUGCUUCACAUGUCACAAUGAGUCGCCUCUAUAAGAGUCCUGAUGGGGCUCUAAGGUCCAAUUCUGUCCACAUACAAAAGGAGUUCAACUGUGUCGAGGGUUCAGUCCAGAUCUCAUCUCUCUCAUUUCUCUGCCUGGCUGUUGAUGGGACGGUGAACAGUGGCGUGUUGUCAUCGUAUGUACAGGGAGUUGUGUAAAUCUCCACUGAAACCCAUCCUCUUUGUUCAGUAUGGAAAUUCUCGCAUUGAUCUCUAUCUCUGUGUAUUAAAUAUUAAACAUAUGUGUGCUCAGAACAAUUAA
This is a messenger RNA of Oreochromis aureus, 5867 nucleotides long. It is a transcript of the gene mapk8ip3, whose product is annotated as mitogen-activated protein kinase 8 interacting protein 3. Gene Ontology annotation, biological process: vesicle-mediated transport. Gene Ontology annotation, cellular component: cytoplasm. Bases 688 to 4821 code for a protein of 1377 amino acids. Gene Ontology annotation, molecular function: JUN kinase binding; kinesin binding; signaling receptor complex adaptor activity. The record is from RefSeq and is a predicted model, not a curated record. The transcript is spliced from 34 exons. NCBI's taxonomy places the organism in Eukaryota, Metazoa, Chordata, Actinopteri, Cichliformes, Cichlidae.